AUGUUCCGGUGCGCGCGGAGGACGCUGGUCGCAAUUGCGACGUUAUGGAGCGUCGUCGCGGCGCACACCGUCAUUGUCUAUCCGGGCUGGAGAGGGAACAAUCUCCACCAGAACGGCACGACGCCGAGUGGGGAGGUGCCGACGGGAGCGUUGGGGAUGAAUUGGGAUAAGGAGACGGAAACAUAUAAUUUCCCGUACGGGCAACAGUGGAUGUAUCCAUGCGGCGGCAUGCCGACAUCCACCAACCGUACCCGAUGGCCAAUCCACGGCGGCGCGCUCUCCUUCCAACCCGGAUGGUUUCCGGGCCAUGCGAACGCGCUCGUCUACAUAAACAUGGGCGUGGGGACCGAGCCGCUGAACAUGUCGCUGAACAUGGUGCCGCCGUUCCAAAUCGUUGGCCCCUCGAACGAGUACUACAACGGCACCGUCUGCCUCCCGCAGGUGCCGUUGCCCAAGGGCCUGGAACCGAAGGUGGGCGACCACGCGACGAUCCAGGUGAUCGAGACGGCGCAGCAUGGGGCCGCGUUGUAUAGCUGCGUCGAUAUCAUCUUCGACGAGCCGCAGAACGUCGCCGAGGUCAACGAGACCAACUGCUUCAACUCGACGGAGGCGGGGGAGAACAUCGAAUUCAACCUCGUCUUCGCCACAACGAGC
This is a messenger RNA of Eremomyces bilateralis CBS 781.70, 654 nucleotides long. RefSeq lists its product as uncharacterized. Lineage: Eukaryota; Fungi; Ascomycota; Dothideomycetes; Eremomycetales; Eremomycetaceae. The annotation marks the transcript as partial. The record is from RefSeq and is a predicted model, not a curated record. The transcript has 3 exons.